AUGGCCAUGGACACGUACUUUGGAGAUGAGGGGGCUCAUGAGCUGGCCUCCCGUGUGGGCAGUUUCAUCCGCAACGGCAUCAUGAACCACAUCCCGUUUGACCCUGUUGACUUUCAGCACAUCAUGGCUGACCUUCCGGAUGAUGAGCAGCGCUUGGCGCACAUUUUUCUUGUGCACGCGACCGAGACGCUGACCAAGGGAGCAGAGGGACGGCCCCCCUGGGCACAGCAGCAACUGGAUGAUGUCAUCAAGUGGUACUUUGCGGUUAAGUCGAGUGGCAGGCAGGCAAAACGCAAGAAGUAUGACCAAGCUGCUGGGCAGCCGUCGGUUGUCUUCAGGGACAGAGUAGCGGUUGGGAUGAUGCUUGUGGGGUGCCAGGAUGCGGCUACUGACGAAACGGACAUCCAUGUCAACUACAAUUGCGCAAGUUCCCCUGCGCAAGGGCUGUGCCAGCCGCACCCUAACGCACGUUCCAGAGAACCUGGAAAGGACGGGUGGCGGGACGGAAUGGCCGCACAUGAACGGGGACUGGCCGUCGGCUUCGGAAAGAGUGAGGUCAUGAGAAGAGCAGAGAGCCAGUCCCAGGAGCGUGCGUCUGUGGAGCAAGGCCGCGCGCGCCACCAGAGUCGUACGAUCUCCGAGCGCCAUGAUCGUGCUCGCGAGCGUAGCCGAAGUGUGAGCCCCUGGGAAAGCGAGGAAGAGUAUAGGUGCAGCGACAGGCGCAGCCACCACCAUGUGCCGCAUUUCAGUCUAGAUCUGCGAGUGAGGGAAUCAGAUGACGACUCGCCGGAGCGACGCCGGAGUCUUUUACAGUCGCGGCAGCCGGGAGAGAAAAUACGACCGUCGCUGAGUGGGAGAGACAAAGCAGCCGUGGCAGCGGGAUGGCAGCAGCCUCGCAGGUUUGCAUCUUAG
Klebsormidium nitens is the source of this 912-nucleotide messenger RNA. NCBI's taxonomy places the organism in Eukaryota, Viridiplantae, Streptophyta, Klebsormidiophyceae, Klebsormidiales, Klebsormidiaceae. The record is from the annotation of a GenBank genome assembly.